Messenger RNA from Ipomoea nil (Japanese morning glory), 1117 nucleotides. RefSeq names its product putative lipoate-protein ligase A. Lineage: Eukaryota; Viridiplantae; Streptophyta; Magnoliopsida; Solanales; Convolvulaceae. Gene Ontology annotation, cellular component: mitochondrion. Gene Ontology annotation, biological process: protein modification process. The record is from RefSeq and is a predicted model, not a curated record. The transcript has 4 exons. The coding region runs from base 63 to 995 and encodes 310 amino acids.
UUUUAUUAUUGUAUUAGGUUUGUUGUUUUAUUUUUUUACAAAUACCUGAGCCAAAGCCUAUAAUGGCCUUGAGCAAUAGGGCCUACUUCGCUUCCUCAAUAGGCAGAUAUAGAGCUGCGACUGGGAGUAAUAGAGCCCAAGAAUUUAACCAAGAGCAGCCCGAUUCAACCUUGUUCUGUUCGAAUUCAUUUUUAUGCCGAUUUACCGACCACACCAUUUCGAUGAGUUUGGGUCAAUCUAGAAAUGCUGGGCUUCCGCUACUGAAUCUUGUGAAGCUAAAAGGAGUGCCCAUUUUGCAGCAACUGCAUCUUGAGGAACGGCUGCUACGAACUUCAUCCGAUAAUUGGUGCAUCAUUAAUGAUGGAACGAACACACCCACCAUUGUUAUGGGUAUCUCUGGCAAUCCCACUGAACUUCUUGAAAUCAAUUAUGUUUUACGAGACAAGAUACCAGUUAUCAAAAGGUUUACUGGUGGAGGUACUGUAAUAGUUGAUCAUGGGACAAUAUUUGCAACUUUUAUAUGCAAUAAGGAUGAUGUUCCCAGUGUACAACCGUAUCCCCGACCUAUCAUGUCAUGGAGCAGCUUAUUAUACAGUAAGGUAUUCCAAGGAGUUGGGGAUUUCUACCUUCGUGAAAAUGAUUAUGUAUUUGGCAACCACAAGUUCGGUGGAAAUGCUCAGUCUAUAACAAAGAACCGGUGGAUCCAUCAUACCUCUUUUCUAUGGGACUACGAGAUCUCAAACAUGGCAUAUCUGAGUCUUCCAAAGAAGGCCCCUGAUUAUAGACAGGCAAGAGACCAUUCGGAGUUCAUAUGCCGCAUGAAGGACUACUUAUCCAGGUCACAAUUCAUCAACCGGACGAUCGAUGCAGUGAACUGUCAUUUUUGUGUGAGAUCAAUGGAGGUGGAAGAAGCUGAGCUUUUGUGUGACAUGAAAUUUUCACCCUCUUCUAGGCUACUUGGAAAGCAAGAGUUGGGGGAGGCAGUUCUUACUUGAGUCCCAGCCUGAGAACACCAUAUUGCAGUCAUUGUGAUUUUUCAUCUUUUCAUAUGAGAACCACCAUUACCAUGUGUGUGUUUCAUAUUUGUACACAUCCACUCCAGUUAUCAAUUUGUUUU